GACAGGGGCGGGGGACGGUACAGGGAGAAGGCGGCCCUGGGGAGAGGGGCAGGACAGGUGAGAGGGACAGGACAGGUGAGAGGGGCGGCAGCCGCCCCACCGCAUCCCUGAGCCAGAUCCCGCCGGGGGCUGAGCCCUACAGGGCUGGACCCUCCUCGGGGUGCAGCGAGGGCAUGUGACGCUCCAUGGUGGGGACUGGUGUUUUCUGGGGUGGGGGGAACGUUGCCGAAGAGGCUGGAACCGCUAGGGGGGCGUGCUUGAGGGCCGGGGCUCCGCCGGCCACAGGUGGCCGCGGGGACCCGAGCCCGCCUGGGGAGAGGCUGGGAGGUCCCGGGGGUCCCCGGGAACACCCGGCCGGGGCUGCUCACCCACCCCUCCACUGCCCCCGAGGCUUCUUGUCUGCGCGCGGCUCCCGUCCCCGCCCGCGGUGGACGCGCCGCCAUCUUUGUGCGGGGCAGCGGCGGCCCCGGACUCACGGAGGGGGCGGGCAGGGAGCGGCGGGGGCGGCACGGCCGGGCCGGCGGCGGCGAGCGGGCGCCCUCCGAGUCCGAGUCACUGAGGAGCACCACGGUGUCGUCCAUCCCGGCGGCGGGUGGCGGCUCCGCCCCGCCCGUGGAGACGCGCCAGGCGCGGGGUGGUGGCGGAAGUGCCGUCGGGCGCCGUGCCGGGGCGGGGCGCGGUGCCGGCCCCGCCAUGGCGGUGUCCCCGUACGUGCAGGCCAUGCAGGAGCUGUUCCGCGCCAACACGCGGAGCCGCGAGUUCCCCGCGCACGGCGCCAAGGUGCAUUCGGUGGCCUGGAGCUGCUGCGGCCGCCGCCUCGCCUCCGGCUCCUUCGACAAGACCGCCAGCGUCUUCCUGCUCGAGAAGGACCGGCUGCGUCCGGGGACAAAACCAUCCGCAUCUGGGACGUCCGCACCACCAAGUGCAUUGCCACUGUCAACACCAAAGGUGAGAACAUCAACAUCUGCUGGAGCCCCGAUGGACAGACCAUCGCCGUGGGGAACAAGGAUGAUGUGGUCACCUUCAUUGACGCCAAGACGCAUCGCUCCAAAGCUGAGGAACAGUUCAAGUUUGAGGUGAACGAGAUCUCCUGGAACAACGACAACAACAUGUUCUUCCUCACCAACGGGAAUGGCUGCAUCAACAUCCUCAGCUACCCAGAACUGAAACCCAUCCAGUCCAUCAACGCCCAUCCUUCCAACUGCAUCUGCAUCAAGUUUGAUCCCAUGGGGAAGUAUUUUGCCACGGGCAGUGCUGAUGCCUUAGUCAGCCUUUGGGAUGUGGAUGAGCUGGUAUGUGUGAGGUGCUUCUCCAGGCUUGACUGGCCCGUGCGGACACUGAGCUUUAGCCAUGAUGGGAAGAUGCUGGCAUCGGCAUCAGAAGAUCACUUCAUUGACAUUGCCGAGGUGGAGACAGGAGAGAAGCUCUGGGAGGUGCAGUGUGAGUCCCCUACCUUCACAGUGGCCUGGCACCCGAAGAGGCCACUACUGGCCUUCGCCUGUGAUGAUAAAGAUGGCAAAUACGACAGCAGCCGGGAGGCUGGCACCGUCAAGCUCUUCGGGCUCCCCAACGACUCCUGAUGAAGCUGCACCUGGGGAGGCAACACCUGCCUACUCUUGGAAGUGGGAGCUUAGUGUAGGUGGGGCAAAGAGUUGACUCCUCUCCUUGGCAGCCUGGCAGGGCUGUGACCUCGGGCUCGGCUCAGUGCAUCCUGCUCUUGGGAGCAUUUAUAAAUAGGCAGCUGUGUGAUGGGGAUGAUGGGGGUGCUGGCAGGCCCCCCCUCUGCCGCCUCCUCUCUGGAGCAUGGGGAGCUUGUUCCAAAGGCAAGUGGCCAAAGAAAAUCAGUUGCUGGAGGUGGCUGCUGAGGGGCCUUCCAUGAGAGGAGCUCCUCUCUGACCAGUCUCCCCAGCAGUGAUAAGCUAUGUGACUGUCCCCUUGUCCCCAACAGCCUGGUGGCGAGGGCAGCCCUGGGAGCACAGCCUGCCCCUUUUCUUCCCAGACAUACCAUGUCCCUUCCCUGUGCUGGGGCAGUGAGGAGAUGGUGAAGGGAUGCAAGCUGGGAGAUGUUUCCCCAGCUGGGGCUGAGUUUUUUUAAUACUUGUUUUUUUCUAAUUUUGAUAAAUUCUCUUCCUUAACGAA
Molecule: messenger RNA, 2139 nt
Organism: Chiroxiphia lanceolata (lance-tailed manakin)
Lineage: Eukaryota; Metazoa; Chordata; Aves; Passeriformes; Pipridae
Gene: THOC3
Product: THO complex 3
Exons: 6
Coding region: 186-1580 (464 amino acids)
Biological process (GO): mRNA export from nucleus
Cellular component (GO): THO complex part of transcription export complex
Molecular function (GO): protein binding
Source: RefSeq, a predicted model, not a curated record